Molecule: messenger RNA, 396 nt
Organism: Anopheles marshallii
Lineage: Eukaryota; Metazoa; Arthropoda; Insecta; Diptera; Culicidae
Gene: cib
Product: thymosin beta
Exons: 2
Coding region: 1-396 (131 amino acids)
Biological process (GO): actin filament organization
Cellular component (GO): cytosol
Molecular function (GO): actin monomer binding
Source: RefSeq, a predicted model, not a curated record
AUGGAAGCUACCGGCCAGGAGAACUCUCCCACAUCCUACCCACGCGUGAAGCCCGACUUCAAGUCGGAGCUGGAGUCGUUCCGCACGGAGACGCUUUCCAAGGCGGACACGCAGGAGAAGAACUGUCUGCCGACCGCCGCAGACGUACAGAGCGAGAAGGCCCAGCGUAGCGUGAUCGAGGGCAUUGAGGGAUUCGAUGCCUCCCGUCUGAAGCACGCCGAAACCAAGGAAAAGAACCCGCUGCCGGAUGCGGAAGCUAUCCAGGCCGAGAAGGGCGUCCAGCGGUUCAUCGAAGGUAUCGAGCAGUUCGAUACUUCGCGCCUGAAGCAUGCUGAAACGCUGGAGAAAAAUCCGCUGCCAACGCGUGAAACUAUCGAGGAGGAGAAGCGCGCCUAA